AUGGUUCGGCACAAGAAAGAUGGCUUCUCAUCGCGAGGAAAGAAAUUUAAUAAUGGCCCACGGUCGCGAGGUCCUCCUAGGGGCAAUGGCGAGGAUGAAGACAACCCCGCAUCGGCCUCGCGCCCCUCCUUCAAAGCAGCAUGUUGGGACCUGGGUCAUUGCGAUCCGAAAAGAUGCUCCGGGAAGAAAUUAAUGAAGCUCGGUCUCAUGCGCGACCUUCAUGUUGGGCAGAAACAUUCUGGCGUCAUCAUCAGUCCCAAUGCGAAGCAAACCAUAUCCCCCGCCGAUCGAGAACUGAUGGAGCAAUACGGAGCUGCUGUGGUAGAAUGUUCUUGGGCUCGCGUCAAAGAGGUUCCAUGGGCAAAGAUUGGAGGGAAAUGUGAGAGAUUAUUGCCAUACUUGGUUGCUGCAAACAGCGUGAAUUAUGGGAAGCCGUGGAGGCUGAAUUGCGUCGAGGCACUGGGAGCAGCAUUCUAUAUCUGUGGGCAUGCAGAUUGGGCAGAGGAGGUCCUGUCACAUUUCUCAUACGGCCCCGCGUUUCUCGAAAUCAAUUCCUCAAUUUUACGGCGAUAUGCGGCAUGUACAGAUGAGGCAGACAUCAAGAAAUGCGAAGAGGCGUGGAUGGCAAGGCUAGAAAAGGAAUAUACCGACAGUAGAGCAAAUGGAGAAGACGGUGAGGAAACAGAUAUGUGGAAGGGGGGCAAUACAAACCACCGCGCAGCAGCGGAGAGCUCUGAUGAGGACGACGACGAAGAUGGAGAUGAAAAUGACGAUGACGACGAGGUAGAUGGUAUAUAUCUUGGCACAAGACCGAAACUAGUACCCGAUGAUACUACACCAGAAAAAGAUCCGAUGGAUAUAACGGACGACGAGGACGAUGAAGAGGAGAUGGCAGAACUGCGGCGCCGAGUUCUUGCAUCGAAACCGUUCUCAAAUCCGAAAGCCAGUGAGAAACCAGCUUUGGAAAAAGUCCCACGUCCAGUACCCCUCAAGGAGGAUUCAGAUGCUGAGACUGAUUCUGAUAACGGCGAAGAUGACGAAUUCGAUAACAUCAUCAAUGCAACACCGGUUACAGAUAAUAUUGGCAUUCAAGCUAAACAGAAGGCUAAAACAUCAGAGCCAAUUGCAAGUGCUGUCUUUUCUAGGACUGUUGUCGAUGCUCCCAAAAAGUGGUAA
Molecule: messenger RNA, 1176 nt
Organism: Hymenoscyphus albidus
Lineage: Eukaryota; Fungi; Ascomycota; Leotiomycetes; Helotiales; Helotiaceae
Source: the annotation of a GenBank genome assembly